UUUUUUAUUUAGAUAGAUAACAGCCACAAUGUGGAGGAUCCAUCUAUUACAAGUGUGUUUGGUUUUGAUGCCAUGCUGGUUUGCCCAUGUGUUCUGUGAUUCAGAUGAUUUUGAGUUUGAAAGCUCAGAGGCCACUUAUAAUACAGUGAGGAAUACCACCAUCUCCAUUGCUUCUAUUAUUGGCAUUAUAACAGGACUGAUAUUUCUGGGAAUUGUUAUCGCCAUUAUUGUUAUAUGCUGUUGUUGCAUGAAAGGACGGCGCUCAGCUGGUCAUGUAUACAGACAACCUGGAAACCAGAUGACUGUCACCACCACCACUCAGCAGUCCUACCCUGGGCAGUAUCCUCCCCAUCAGCCCUACAACCAGUAUCCCCCGGUCCAGAAUCAGUACCCCCCUCAGGGCUACGUACAGCAACCACCCCCACCCCAGAUGGGAUACCCACCUGUCCAGCAAGCACCCCCCAUGACUGGGUCAGGUUACCCCCCACAGGAAAAUAAAGCCUUACCCACAGCACCCCCCGCAGAUGAUGAUUACCCACCUUACCCAGCAACCCCCCAGCAACCCCCACCCUACCCUGGCAACUAGAAAGGAGGGCAAAGGUUUGUUUACAAGAUCUGCACCCAAUUGUGAUAUGUUUUUGGAAAGAGUCAUUUUUUGUAUUGUUUUAAUAAAAAAAAGGUUAAAAAGUGGAACAU
Saccostrea cuccullata (small rock oyster) is the source of this 696-nucleotide messenger RNA. RefSeq names its product calcium-binding protein P-like. The record is from RefSeq and is a predicted model, not a curated record. Lineage: Eukaryota; Metazoa; Mollusca; Bivalvia; Ostreida; Ostreidae. Bases 29 to 586 code for a protein of 185 amino acids. The transcript has 4 exons.